AUGGUUCGUACUAACGCGAAGAAGGAGGAGGCACGUGCUGAGCGGCUGCAGAAACUUCCGCAAUCUGAGCGCCUUGUAAAGAGCGCGUUGAUAAAGAAACGCGAAGGACGAGUCCUUAAUGCUGCGGAGAAGCACGCCAUGAAGAUGUCCUCUGAGUAUGGCGAGAUUAUUCGCCUAUGGGAGGUGCUUCGGACUUCUUCUGAUGCAUCCAACCAAGAUUCAGAUACAAAGAGCGUGGAAGAGCAGAAACUUGGUCGUUACGAACACAAGUACCCAACAGUAGAUCAGCUUUUGAAGAUAAUUGAACCAAAGUUCAGUACGUACAUCAAGACUCCACGGGUCAGUCGUGUUAUUCAAUCAAUGAUUAAAUAUGCAUCUCUGAACCAUCUUGAACACAUACUUAAACUUGUAUCAAAGGAUUUUUCUGCUUAUGCUACCGAUGCCUAUGGUCACUUUGUUGUGACAGCCCUUAUUCGUCACGCACCGCAUAGCUUACUUGACAAGAUUCUCUCACUAAUUAUUCCUGCAGUGCCCUCAUUAGUGACACACCGAUUUGGCAUUGAAGUCCUUCAUGCUUCUUAUAGCAGUCGUCUCUGCACAGCCACAAACCGUCAUCUUCUUAUUUUGUCUGUGCUUAAAGAGAAUGUCGCUAUGAUGAAACGUUGGAAGGGUUAUCCUGUUUUGGAGGAUGUACUUAAGCAAGAGACGUCACAGCGAAAACGUUUCUUUCCGAAACUCUUUGACUUGUGCGACAAACUUGUUUCACAAAAGAAUGCCGUGACCUAUCCUUUUGUGCAGAGGUUGGUUGCCGCGUACAUUCAGAAUGGUACUAAAGAUGAAGUGAGUGAGUUGUGUGAUACACUACGGCCGCAUCUGGCAACACUGUGCAACACCCGUGAAGGGGCACCGCUGGUUUCUCUGACAUUUUCCCUUAUUGAACCAAAGAAGCGCAAAGAUGUACUUCGAGGACUUUCUGAAAAUCUUGGAGCGCUCGUGGUCGACAAGUACGGUGCACCUGUUAUUGCACGUCUCUUUGAUCUCGUAUACGACAUUCAAUUGCUCCGAAAAUAUAUUGUAAAUGACUUGGAGUCACACAUUACUCAGGUCAUCAACAGUCCCUUUGGGCAUCAGGUACUAUUGCACCUUCUCACACCCAAAAUGGAGCGGAAAUCUCGAUUUCUUCUUACCAAUUGGUUUCAGCAUAACUUGUUUUCUACUGAUAAUGAUCGCUGGAACCUUCAUACUUGGCUCACACACGAGUAUGAGGAGGAAACUGUUGAGAUAUGCCAGAAAAGUGCCAUCAGCACUCAUCUUGCUGUGCUUCCGUCCAUUGUUAAGAGGUUUCUCGAGGUUGCUUCUGAUCCCAGCACAGCACCCAAGUUGAAUAAACACUUCACCGGUCUUAUUGCAAGAGAGAUACUAACAGUACAUGAAACUGAGGCAGCAUACAAGGGAGCACUACAGCUAUCAAAAGAAGACAUAGUGCUACUGUCGAGUCUAGCACCUUCAAAAGAGAAGAAGCGCUCACGCGAAGAAGGUGACACUACUACUACUACUGCCACUACUGUUGCCGUUGCUGCUGAGGACGAUGAUGAUGAUGAUAAUAAUAAUGCUGAGGUGGGAAUAAAUACCCCCUUACAGACAAAGAGAAAGGUGCGAAAAGUUAAUAAACUCUCAUCGCCCGCAGCAGAUGGACUGGGCUUUGCUCAAGGAUCGAAUCACUCUAGUGAUUUAAAAGCUGCGAAAAAUAAUGGCAAAUCUUCAGAAAAACUCACCAAGUUGAAAAAAGAGAAAGCAAAGGCAGCUCCAAAAGCGAAGGUGAAGAUGUCUCGGACUAAGUAA
Trypanosoma theileri is the source of this 1842-nucleotide messenger RNA. RefSeq names its product pumilio protein 8. Gene Ontology annotation, biological process: regulation of translation. The record is from RefSeq and is a predicted model, not a curated record. The transcript has a single exon. Gene Ontology annotation, molecular function: mRNA binding. Gene Ontology annotation, cellular component: nucleolus. NCBI's taxonomy places the organism in Eukaryota, Euglenozoa, Kinetoplastea, Trypanosomatida, Trypanosomatidae. The coding region runs from base 1 to 1842 and encodes 613 amino acids.